This is a messenger RNA of Rattus rattus (black rat), 901 nucleotides long. RefSeq names its product stomatin like 3 (gene Stoml3). NCBI's taxonomy places the organism in Eukaryota, Metazoa, Chordata, Mammalia, Rodentia, Muridae. The record is from RefSeq and is a predicted model, not a curated record. Gene Ontology annotation, cellular component: plasma membrane. The transcript has 7 exons. Bases 40 to 900 code for a protein of 286 amino acids.
GGACCAUCUGCGAGAUUUGACAAACGUCUCAAGAAUGAGAUGGAUUCACCCGAGAAACUGGAGAAGAACAAUUUAGUGGGCACCAACAAAAGCCGGCUUGGUGUAUGCGGCUGGAUUCUGUUUUUCCUUUCCUUCCUGUUGAUCCUCAUUACCUUCCCGGUCUCAAUAUGGAUGUGCUUGAAGAUCAUUAAGGAGUAUGAGCGCGCAGUUGUCUUCAGACUGGGACGCAUCCAAGCCGAUAAAGCCAAGGGACCAGGUUUGAUCCUGGUCCUGCCUUGCAUUGAUGUGUUUGUCAAAGUGGAUCUUCGAACGGUUACCUGCAACAUUCCUCCACAAGAGAUCCUCACAAGAGACUCUGUGACCACCCAAGUGGAUGGAGUCGUCUAUUACAGAAUCUACAGCGCCGUCUCAGCCGUGGCCAACGUCAAUGAUGUUCACCAGGCCACGUUUCUGCUGGCUCAGACCACUCUGAGAAAUGUCUUAGGGACACAGACCUUGUCCCAGAUCUUGUCUGGGCGAGAAGAGAUCGCACAUAGCAUCCAGACCUUGCUUGAUGAUGCCACUGAGCUAUGGGGAAUCCGAGUGGCCCGGGUGGAAAUCAAAGAUGUCCGGAUUCCGGUGCAGCUGCAGAGGUCCAUGGCGGCUGAGGCUGAGGCUACCCGGGAAGCCAGAGCCAAGGUCCUCGCAGCUGAGGGAGAAAUGAACGCUUCUAAGUCUCUGAAGUCGGCUUCCAUGGUGCUGGCUGAGUCCCCCAUCGCCCUCCAGCUGCGGUACCUGCAGACCUUGACCACCGUGGCCACGGAGAAGAAUUCCACCAUUGUGUUUCCCCUGCCGAUGAACAUACUGGAGGGCAUUGGUGGCAUCAGCUAUGACAAUAAGAAGGUCACUGCUAAAGCCUGAG